Molecule: messenger RNA, 629 nt
Organism: Racocetra fulgida
Lineage: Eukaryota; Fungi; Glomeromycota; Glomeromycetes; Diversisporales; Gigasporaceae
Source: the annotation of a GenBank genome assembly
GUUUAAUUACCACAAUAUUUGAUUUCCAGGAUAGUAUCGCCGACCUUCUCUCACAUACAUUAAUCCAACCAUUUAACGAAGUCGUUGCAGCGGAUCAAAAUUAUUUAUAUACACAGUCAGGAGAAUUAGCUUAUCAGUCAUUUGUUUUAAUUAAAAUUUGGACAAUCUUAUGUUUCAAACAACAAUCAUCAUUAUUGACUGCUCAUUCGGGUCAACAAGAUAAACCUAAAAUCGUGGGAGCUCCAAGAGUACAUCAAAAACUUACUGCAUCUUUAGCUAUGGCAGAGAGAAGAUUUUGGAAUUCUAUCUGGCCUAGUAUGAAAAAACAAUUAACAGGAAGCGUUAUUGAGAGAGACGUUCAAAUGUUUAUGGACCUAAUAACAUUUUUAUGCUUAUGUGGAUCUGAUAUUAUAAUGUUGUAUUCUCAAGAAUGGUACAUACUUUUGGAUAACCUUGAAACUGAGCAUGAAUCACCUACCACGGCGCAAUUUUACCAAAAAGUCAAACAAGUCAAAGCAAUGUUUGAUGAUCCACCAUUAAUGAUGCAGGAAGAUACUUUAUCGCAACAAUUGUUCUUAGAAGUGAGAGAAUCUAUGAGGUUGUAUUGUGAAAUUAAUACUGCUGGUAAC